AUGGAAUUCUGUCGUUAUUCAUUCGAAAGAUUCGAAGAAGGAAGAUCUCGUCGUGUGUACGACAUAAUUACAGGUGAUGAAUCUUGGUUUUAUCAUUUCGAUCCUGAAACUAAAGAACAAUCCAAAGUUUGGGUGUCGAAAACUGAUCAGCGUCCAACGAAAGUUCGUCGAAACCGAAGUUCAGGCAAACGAAUGGUUGCAUUUUUCUUCAUGAAAUCGGGUUUAAUUAAAUCAGUGACAUUAGAAUCUGAUCAAAACAUCACUGCUGCAUGGUAUGUUAACCACUGCUUGCCGCAACUGUUCGAAGCCGUAUCUCAAAGAAGAAAAAAGAGCGCUCUACGAAAUUUGAUUCUUCACGAUGACAACGCACGACCGCAUCGGGCAUGGACAACGACCGAAUUUUUAACCCAAAACUCUGUCGAAUCAUAUCAAAAUCCUCCUUACUCACCUGAUCUAAGCCCGUGCGACUUCUUCCUGUUUCCAAGAUUGAAAAAACAAGUACGUGGAAUCCAGUUCGUCGACGACAAUUCAAUGCUGCCAGCUUUAGAUCAAGCCAUCGGUAGUCUAACCGCAGACGAUUUCAAAAACUGUUUUAAAGACUCGUUUGUUCGAAAAGAGAAGUGUAUUGAUGUUCAGGGACAAUACUUUGAAAAAAUAAACUAG
This is a messenger RNA of Adineta ricciae, 663 nucleotides long. NCBI's taxonomy places the organism in Eukaryota, Metazoa, Rotifera, Eurotatoria, Adinetida, Adinetidae. The record is from the annotation of a GenBank genome assembly.